CACCAAUCGUCACCACGUUGGCAGCAAAGCGGCGCGAACGCACAAAUGACCUUGGCGGGCUAGCAGAACUGGGUUGCUAGAACCCUCCGCAUUGAAGUUCUCAGAAGAUAACUGUUCCCAAACUAAUGUUCAUACAUCUGGUGUGUUGUCUAAUAUGGAACCUCAACCUGAUUCAUCUGAAUUUACCAAUCUGCAAACAAAUGAUUGUAUAGUACUGCCAAGUAGUAUGAAUUCCGAAAAUAUUAGCAGUAGAUUUUGCGAUAGUCCUUCUGAACUUAUAGUUCGAAGUCAUGAAACUGAAAGUCAUGAGAUGCCAGCAGAGGUUGUUAUGGACACUGGCGUAGUUGAGAUUUCUCAGGUUGAACACAAACAUUCUAGUUCGGACUUAUCCUGCAGUGUUCAGCUGGAAAACUUAUCUUCAGCUAGUGUGGUUAAGAUGAGCCAAAAACUCGUUCAAAUCAAUGAUGACGCUGAGCUCGAAAUUGCAUCACCACGACUUAUAAAUGAAAGUAAACAUGCCAGUCCUCCCACUAACUUUCCAACAGAUACCGAUUUGGAAUCUUUACAGUUAAAUGCCAAAGUUAAUGACACUGUUCAAAGUUUCAAAGUGUCACAUGAGAACCAUUCAGAAAGUGCCAGUGAUUGUGAAGCUAAGAGUUCGGAAAACGAUGAAGUUCAUCAAUCUGAUAAUUUCUUACUUCACAAACAAAUUGAAACGCUGACAUGUAAACUUUUGGCUACACAAGAACAAGUUGACCGGCUCUUAGAAGAAAAGCGUUUGUGGAUUGGGAAUAUGUCGAGUUCAAACACUGCCAAGGAACCGAACCACCAGGUAACUUCAGGUGAACUACGUGGAAGGUGGAUGCAAGCAAAAAACUUGGCAGAAACAUAUAAGCGUGAAAAAGAGGCUAUGGUUAUCAAAUAUGCACAGAGUGAACAAAAGCGAUUCCAAUUAGAACAACAAAUUCAUAGUCUUGAAUGCAAAAUAAGCCGUUUGGUCAAUACAAAUAACCUGGAACAGCUACAACAGAAAACUAAUGAAAGUGAAGAAAACAACAUCACUGAUAAGUCUUCACCGAAGAAACAAGCUCAUAAAACAACAGCGAAUAGUUCAUUCACAGAAAAGACUAAUUCAUCAAAUGAAAAAUCUAGUAUGGAACAUAUUCAAAAGGAACUUGCUACCGCUCGAGAACGAAUAGAUGCUUUACUAAAAAGACAAUCAACGGAUGAAUCACGUAUUACUACACUGACAACAAAAUUAUCUCAAGCACAAGAAUCGCUUAAAAGUGAACAAAAGAAAUCUUCAUCUUUGAAUGAUAAUUUAAAUCGUGUUAAUAAAUCUCUAGAAAAUGCACUUAAACAAGCAAAGGAAGCUGAACGUCUGCGUGAGCGUGAAGCAGAACGUCUGUGCUCAGAAGUGGCACUUCAAGAAGCUCAAGCUACCAUAAAACAAGUUCAGGGUGAAAAUGAUUCUUUAAAACAACAACUAAAGGAUCUAGAAAACGUAAAGUGUGAUUAUGAGAAAUCUCAAUCUCGUAUACAGGAACUUACAAAUGAAUUAUCAUCUUCAAGUGAUAUGAAAUUAGAACUACAGUCAUGUAAACAUCGUAUAGAUGAACUGUCAGAUUUUACACGUCGUUUAACUGAACGUAAUACUAAUUUACAGGCAGAGCAUUUAGUUACUCUCAGUUCACUAGAAGAAAUUAAACAUCAGUUAGCUGAAAAAGAUGAAGAAAUUAUCCAGUUGAAUGAAAAGUAUGAAAGUGAACGUAAUCAAUUACAAGUGAAAAUCAGUACAUUACAGAGUGAAUUCGACGAUUUAUAUGUAAAGUUAAAUCAACUCAAUGACUCUGAGAAUCUUCUCAGAAUUCAACUGAAAGAAGAGAAACAACGUGCUACUGCAAUGCAUAAACGUGAUGCUGCUCGAAUUAAAGAUAUAGCCAGAGAAGUUACACGUUGUUUAUCAUCGCAUCAAUAUAGUAGUAGUAGUAGUAGUAAGAUGAAUGCAGCAGAUUGUUGUCAGAGUAUAAUUAGUUCAAAUUCUAUAGAUGUUGUCGUGAAUCAUGAUAUAAAUUCUGAUCCGAAAUCAUGUAGAAAAAAUUCACUCAAUGGUUCAUUGAAAUCUUUAGAUUUAAGUCAAUUACCUACAGAGCCUGAGAAUGACAAAACUGCUAGUCCCUCAUCUGUUGUAGAACACAGAACAACAACAGAUCGGCUUGAUUCCUUAUCAUCGCCAAAUAACACUCCCAGUCAAAAGGAUAAUUCUCUUGAACAGAUAACUGAUGAAAUUACAACAAAUAAGCUCGAGUGUUCCGAACGCGAUGCUCUUCUGUUAAAAAUCGAUCGUCUUCAGCAUAUUCAAGUUAGGCUAACUGACAAACUUGAAUUCUUUCAAGAACAUUGUUAUCAACUUACAGAAGAAUUGAAUAAAAAGAGUAAAAUUAUCCAGAAUCUUCUAGUUACCAGUGACAAACGAUGUGGUGAUAAUAAUAAGCAGGGCAGAAAAGUGAAAACUUCCAAUCAUAAACACAAUUCAAUCAUAUCUUCUUUUACUGGGAGUAUUAAAACAACGAGAACUACUGACACUGAAAUUUGUCACCAGGAGAUUGAAGAAAAACUUCAAACUUUACUCGAGAAUACAAUGUUCAAAAAUAUUACAUUAAAGGAGAAUCUGCAUACUUUAGGAUCAGAAAUAUCAAGUCUACGCUUAAAUCAUGAACGUGUAUUGAAUUCACUUUGUCAACAGUGUAAAUUAGCCAAUCAAAGUAUGCAUAAAACACCAACAAAAUUAAAUCAAACACAUCUGUCAAAUAAUAAUAAUAGUAGUAGUAGUUAUUCAACAAAAAUAAAAUCCGAACCUCCAAUAUUUCAAAAUGGUGGUAUGAGUGCAUAAAUGGUAUCUAUCACAGUUACAUAUCUGUUGCCUGCAUUUAAACACUCUCUCAUGGAUGGUAUUCACAUAGGUAAGCAUGACAACACAAAGAAUACAAAGGAAUGUUUAACGCUGCUUUCCCGUAUUCAAAAUGAAGUCCAUUGUAAUACUGUCGAUUGAAAAAAAAACUCAUUAAUGUACUCCUCAUUUCGUUUAGUUUUAUUGUUAUUGGCCGAAUUGCUUUUAUCCCUCCCCACCUUUUUUCCCCAUGUUAUCUGUGAUCAUUGUGGUUAUAUAUCAUGCAAGUUGUUUUAACAAUUGUUUUUUUUUAAAUUUGUGUAUUUUAUCAAAUUUUAUUUUAUUAGUUUAUUUUUGUUUUUCUCUUUGCAUUUCUCUGGAAUUGUUUCCAACAGUUUGGUCUGUUAUGUGUUGAAUAUGUUGAAUACUGACUGACUGAUUGACCUGACCUGAGUUAUUGUGUUUCAGUGUUUGUUAUACAUUGUCUUUGUGCGUGUGUGUGUGUUUUUGUCCAAAGUUAGUGUUUCCAUUCAUUGGGUAACAUUCAUUUAUCAGCAAAUCAUUCCUUCUUAGUUUUCAAGUAAUGUGACUUUUAUUUCUACAUGUCUGCGUCUCUUAGAAUUGAAGCGCUGCAUUCUUGUGUCUUUCUACAGUUACUCAGCUGUAUUAUUGUCAUUUUUAGCCUGUAUUUUAUUUAACUGAUUACAAAUUAUUUCUGAAAAGAUUUUCCUGUCCUGAAAAAUAUUUUUCUCGUAUCUUCAAAAAAAAGAAAAUAUACAUUCCACCUUU
Molecule: messenger RNA, 3679 nt
Organism: Trichobilharzia szidati
Lineage: Eukaryota; Metazoa; Platyhelminthes; Trematoda; Strigeidida; Schistosomatidae
Source: the annotation of a GenBank genome assembly